Messenger RNA from Daktulosphaira vitifoliae (grape phylloxera), 2927 nucleotides. Its product is annotated as runt-related transcription factor 3-like. The coding region runs from base 1243 to 2697 and encodes 484 amino acids. Gene Ontology annotation, molecular function: RNA polymerase II cis-regulatory region sequence-specific DNA binding; ATP binding; DNA-binding transcription factor activity, RNA polymerase II-specific. Gene Ontology annotation, biological process: regulation of DNA-templated transcription. Gene Ontology annotation, cellular component: nucleus. Lineage: Eukaryota; Metazoa; Arthropoda; Insecta; Hemiptera; Phylloxeridae. The transcript is spliced from 6 exons. The record is from RefSeq and is a predicted model, not a curated record.
GCGCAGCACUUUGUGUGACAACCAACUUGCAGUAGAAAAUGAUGAACAGCUUGUUGACACAAUAAGUGCUACCCCAAAGAGUGCAGGUAGACGAAGGACGCGUAUCCGGACGGCCUGGAAGGUCCGAGGAAAAUGACCGAGGGUAGCGCCCGGAAAUUUCAUUAAAAUACAAAAACAGUAACGGCCGAAAAGGGGUAGACUAUAAAAAUGGCUUUGGCGCGCUAAAGGGUUUAAAGGCUUGUAACGUCGGCAAAGACAAUGGCGUCGGCCAGAGAGUAAUUAGACCGUGCACGUACGGUUAACGUUUCGUACGGAAGGGUUGGGUGCGUGUACCGUGAGCGUCGGGACUUAUGUACGGGCAGUAGUCGUUAGGCCUUCGGUUUGGGCGAGUGAACGGGUGGCGGGACGGAAAGAAGAAGAGACGGUUGUCGCGGGGAUGGACUUUGGUUUGGGUUUCUGGGCGGCAGUGCGGUGGCGGUGCGCCACCGGCGUGCGUCUUUGCGGCCGCGCACGCUAAAGGUAUAACCCUCCAGAUCGCCGCCUCCGUCCAAGUGCGUGCGUGCGUGCCUAUGUGGGCGUCCCGCGAAGCUUUUGGAACACCCGAAUAUUGCGGUCAACACACGUACACUCGGGUGGCGCGCGUUCGGCCACGCACAUACGCCACCGUCUCGCCUCAAACUUCCACUAUACCGCCGCAUAGCAACGUCUACCAUUGCCACUAUUGCUAUUGUGCUGCCGACUCGACUAUCGCUAACCACUUCUCCGGUGGUCACCGAAACGCGUCAAAGUUUCGUGCACAGAAUUAAUAAUAAAUCGGUUUUUUUUAAAUAUUCAGACGUAACGGAUUUUUCCACGUGCGUUUUCAGUGUGUGUGUGCAUGUGUUUUUCCUUGUUGACGUUGACGGGCUAUUUGUUUGAACCUAUGACAUGGGCGGCGAGGGGAACGGAUGUAAAAAAAGAGCGGGAAAAGCGGUCGUAAAAAAAAACGUUUACCGCCGCGUCACCACCGCCCGCCGCCACUGACGAAGGCUGUCGAAACUUUUAUUUAUUUUCGUUUAACCGUUGCCGAGUUUUUUUCCCCCUGACGACCUUGACACUCUUUUUAACACGACACGUCAAAUGUCGUCGUAUCAUUUGGAAUUGGAGUAAAAUCAUUUUCAUCGAUUUGUUUUUCACUAACAGGAAUAUCCAGUUACGUUUCUAUCGUGUAAUCCUGAAGAGGCGGCUUUACCGGGCCGCCAAAUGGUCGUGAAAAGCGCCCAAAUGAAUGGGGCGCCCAACAGCGGAAACAAUGACGCGCUUUCCGAUGCGUACGCCAAGAUGACCGCUGACAUUUUGGCUGAGAGAUCAUUAGGAGAUUUUUUAUCUGAGCAUCCCGGUGAAUUGGUCCGUACCGGCAGCCCAUUUCUCGUGUGUACCAUAUUGCCGACGCACUGGCGGUCCAAUAAAACUCUUCCGGUGGCCUUUAAGGUGGUAGCCCUGGGCGAGGUGCCCGACGGCACAGCGGUAACCAUACGGGCUGGUAACGACGAGAACUACUGUGCCGAAUUGAGAAACUGCACAGCUUUGAUGAAAAAUCAAGUGGCAAAGUUCAACGACUUGAGGUUCGUCGGUAGAAGCGGAAGAGGAAAAAGUUUCACACUAACGAUAACUGUGAGCUGUUCACCUCCCCAAGUUACCACUUACAACAAAGCUAUCAAAGUCACCGUUGACGGACCAAGAGAACCUCGAUCUAAAACAAGUUCUUAUGAUGUCUUUCCAGGACAACAGCAGCAAUUCCAUGCUUUCGCGUUUGGUCAAAGGCCGUUUUUAUCUACUCAUUUCGGAAAUCCAUUGGAUCCUUUGAGCAGGACAGCCGAUCCAUUGGCAUUUCGUAUGCCUUCCAUGGCCAACUGUCAAAACAUGGGUCAAUUCGCACCACAUCAUUCAUGGGGAUAUUCUCAUUCUACAGCCUAUUCAACAUGGCCCGGAGGAGGCGGAUGUACCAAUUUCACACCACCCGCAUUAACUACUAGUGGAUUUUCUGGUACUGGCUCCGCUUUAGGAACUUCAAGCGUCACUGGUACACCUACAGACUUGCAUUCAACUCUGACCGGUCAUCAUGAUUUGUUUUCAAGUUGUAUGACAAACACACAGUCUACAAUUCCUGCAAUGCCUACGUUUUCCGAGCACAGCGGGUCAGUAGCUGCAAGUGGUGAUUUGGAGCAGCAUAUUUUAUCAUCAUGUCAUCAGCAGCAAAACCGAAAUGGUUUUACGACAAAUCGAGGAGGACCUUACCAACAGUCUGCCGGGGGCAAUGAUCAAGUUAUGACUACACCAACGGACUUACUGCCUUCUACGUCAUCUGGUCCACGAUCCACGUCGGAUUCGUCAACAGCGGACUCGCCAACCGAACCCAUUGGACCUUCGGACGACAUGAUGGCCACUGGUUCAAACCACGGCUACGAUCAAACCGCUUACCAUAGUGGCAGUGGUGGUCAUGCGACCACGAUACCGGCAUCAUUACAUCUUUAUUCUCAGUUGUAUCACGCCUCGACAGCCGGAAACAUAAUCAGGCAACAUCCUCAUCAACAUCAUUAUCACGGGCAUCAGCAAAAUGUCAGUGAAGAUCAUUUGAAUGGAUCAACUCAACGACCGGUUACUCAACAGCAAGCGGUUGUAGCGGCUGACCAUUCGGCGGUUUGGAGACCGUACUGAUUUAGGCUUAUUUCGGCGUAUCCUUUCAACGUUUUAUAGACACGUAUCAACAUUAUCCUAAAACUGAAGUUUAUUGGUUAUAUUAGUGUAUAUUUCUUUCUAAUACACGAUCAAUGCAACUAUACGAUUUUGUAUACAUAUUGUUGCAAACUUGUAAUUAAUUUUUGUUAUAAAAUAAUUAAGAUGUGCAAUACUAUAUUACUAUUAUUAAAUUAUUUAUUAUAUAUAUA